AAUCAUAAUACACAAACAGGUUAAUCCAACUGUAAUAUCUGAACCGCUCCCUCUGUCCCUCAAUUCCUCUCCACCAUGUCUACAACCAGAAAACCCAUCCUCAUAGCUGGAGCCGGGCCAUCCUCCCUCCUCCUAGCCCAAGCCCUCAACCGAGCCUCAAUCCCCUUCCGCAUAUUCGAACGCGACGCAUCCGUAGCGUUCCGCGCCCAAGGCUACCGACUCCGCCUCUCCUCAGAAGGACUAAGUGCCAUUGAAUCAGUCCUCGGACCGGAGAAAUGGCAAGAGUUCUGGGACACGUGCGGCAGGACGGGAGGCGGAGGGUUUGCACACAUCGAUAGCCAUACUGGGGAAAUCAUCACUCCAGACCCGCCAAAGAAAGAUGAGAAAGAUGACAAUGGAGCCGGGAAUUUGAAUAAUCUUGGGGAGAUUCUGACAUCACGUGAUGGAAGGAUAGUUGGUAUUUCGAGGGGGGAUAUGCGGAGGCUUUUCAUGGCGGGAUGUGAGGAUUCGAUAUUUUGGUCUCAUCAUGUUACGGGUUAUGAGUUGACGGUUUCUGGGGUACGUGCUGUCUUUGCGGAUGGGUCGAGGUCGGAGGAGGGAGAUAUGCUUGUUGGUGGUGAAGGGAUCUAUUCGAAGGUCGCUAAGCAGGUGUCGAAAGGGGCCUUGAAAGUUUAUGAUACUGGAGCGAGGGCGAUUCAUGGGCAGGCUCCGACGGCGGCUUUUAAGGGGCUUGGGGAGGGUGUUUUUAGGAUUACGGAUGAGUCCAAUCCGAAGGGAAAGAUCUUUAUUAUGACGAAUGUUCGGUCUGGUGAUAUGGACAACCCCGACUUAGAAUUCGGCUGGACCCUCGGCGGCGAACCCGGCGUCAUAACAGCCCCAAACGACAACUACUCCAUCAUCGGCGAAACCGCAGCCAACAUCGCCAAAGACCUAACCUCCAACUGGCACCCUCGCUUCAAGCCCCUUUUCGACCAAAUGAACACAUCCGAAGCCGCCUUCUGGAAGAUAACCUGCUCAACUCCUACCGGUGUGCCGGAAUGGGACAACGAGCCAAGAGUGACUGUCAUUGGAGAUGCGGCGCAUUCAAUGACGCCAGCGGGUGGUCUUGGUGCGAAUACGGCUGUGCAGGACUCUGUGCUGCUGGGUAGGCUGCUGGUGGAGGCGGGUGGGUGGAAGGAGGGGGUUACGGAGAUGUAUGAGAGGGAGAUGAGGAUUUAUGGGAGUAGGGCUGUGGAUACGAGUUAUAAUUUGGCGAAGGCUGGGUUUGGGAUUUAUAUUGAUGAGAAUUCGGAGACUGUUUAGGCGGAGAUUGUAGUGGAGGUGGUGGAGUGGCAAGAUACAGAAUCUUUUGAAGGAUUAGCAAGUGUGGGUUUCUUUGCGACCCCGCUCAGUAAAUCGGAUUGAUAUACAGACUUCUCAUAUCACUAUUGUAAUGCAAAUAUUGUGAAGUUUAAUUAUUUUCA
This is a messenger RNA of Cadophora gregata, 1463 nucleotides long. RefSeq lists its product as uncharacterized. The transcript has 2 exons. The coding region runs from base 76 to 1302 and encodes 408 amino acids. The record is from RefSeq and is a predicted model, not a curated record. Gene Ontology annotation, molecular function: FAD binding. NCBI's taxonomy places the organism in Eukaryota, Fungi, Ascomycota, Leotiomycetes, Helotiales, Ploettnerulaceae.